AUGGAUAUCACCGUCGACUGGUCCAAUCUUCUAGUCGAGCUCUGGCCGCUGAUCGGAGAAAAGCUCGAACUGCGCAUCCAGUCUCUCCAAUUCCACAGCGUUUUUCAUUCAUGGAGUUCUUGUGCCUCGCUUCCACCCUUCACUUCCUCCGAAAUUCCCUCUCCCAUUCUCCGAUGGACCCACCUCCUUCCUCUCCCAAAACACCAUCUACCUCCUACAGAGCCCCUCCACGUCAUCACUGGUGCCGCCGUAGUCUGGAGGUUGGUUGGUCAAGGUCGAAGAGUGCGACAUAAUGCUUCUUCAGAAUCCGAUCACCUCCAGGCGAAUCAGAAAGUGAUUUUAAUGCCUGCUGAGAUUGUUGAUUGUGCUAUUCUGGUUAUCUCUAAUAAGGGAAAUUUGGGUUUUGCUAAAAGUGGAGAUGAGAAACUCACAUGGAUUAAUGUGUCUUCAGAAGUGAUGAUGAAGAUUUCGUCGAAAGUGAUUGGUUUUGGUGGGAGGAAGCAUUUGGUAGAGUCUUGUCGAGAGCUUUAUGUGGUCGAUAUGUAUUUUGAUCAAGAACAAAAUAAGCAAGAAGGGGCUGGUGUUGAGUUCGAUUUUUCUUUAUUUGUCAGUUGGCGUCGUGGAAGACACCAAAGAUAUCAGUUUGGUGAACUCAAGGUAGUUGAUUUUAAGGUUUGCAAGCUGGAAUUGUUGAAUGGAGAGUUGGGCAGAUGGGUUGAAGUGAAGAGCUUGGGUGAUUGA
This is a messenger RNA of Rosa chinensis, 741 nucleotides long. RefSeq lists its product as uncharacterized. Bases 1 to 741 code for a protein of 246 amino acids. The transcript is spliced from 3 exons. The record is from RefSeq and is a predicted model, not a curated record. Lineage: Eukaryota; Viridiplantae; Streptophyta; Magnoliopsida; Rosales; Rosaceae.